Molecule: messenger RNA, 1186 nt
Organism: Neltuma alba
Lineage: Eukaryota; Viridiplantae; Streptophyta; Magnoliopsida; Fabales; Fabaceae
Product: protein STRICTOSIDINE SYNTHASE-LIKE 4-like
Exons: 5
Coding region: 1-1080 (359 amino acids)
Cellular component (GO): endomembrane system
Molecular function (GO): hydrolase activity
Source: RefSeq, a predicted model, not a curated record
AUGGCGUGGUUGGCAACUUGCUCAAGCCUGGUUAUUGUGGGUUUGCUUGCUCUUGCAGUUCAAGUUCUGCACUUCUCUCCGAUUGACCCAAUCAUACUGGAAAGGCCCCCAUUAUCUUCUUUCCCCGUCAACAACCAUUUGCAGAACGUCAUCAAGCUCGGAGAAGGAAUUCUGAAAGAUCCAGAAGAUAUUUGUGUGGACAAACAUGGCACUCUUUAUACGGCAAGCAGAGAUGGUUGGAUCUUGCGAUUACACCGAAAUGGUUCCUGGGAGCACUGGAAGAACAUUCAUAGUCGGACUUUGCUUGGAAUUACUGUCACAAGACAGGGUGAUGUCAUUGUUUGUGAUUCUGACAAGGGGUUGCUUAAAGUUACGGACGAUGGCGUCACGGUUCUUGUUUCUCAGCUGAAUGGUUCUACAUUAAGGUUGGCAGAUGAAGUGGUGGAAGCUUCAGAUGGAAUCUUAUAUUUCAGCGAUGCUAGCACCAAAUUUGAUCUGCACGACUGGUUUCUAGAUCUGCUGGAAGCAAGACCUAAUGGCCGAUUGCUCAAGUACAAUCCUGCCUUAAACGAAACUUCUGUUUUCUUAGAUAAUCUGACUUUUGCCAAUGGAGUUGCACUCUCCAAGGACGAAGACUAUCUCCUGGUCUGUGAAACUUGGAAACAUAGUUGUCUGAGGCACUGGCUAAAAGGAGAGAAGAAAGGCAAGACAGAGACUUUCAUUGAGAAUCUGCCUGGUGGACCUGAUAACAUUCAUCUUGCUCCUGAUGGGUCUUUUUGGGUAGCUUUGAUUCAGGCUACUUCUGAAGAAAUGGGGUUUGUGCACUCUUCAAAGGUAUUAAAGCACUUGGUGGCUUCAUUUCCAAAACUGGGUAAUGUGAUCAGCGGUACAAAUAAGAAGGGAAUGGUGGCGAAUGUGGGAAGCGACGGUAAGAUAAUCAGAAUAUUUGAUGAUAGCGAAGGGAAGGUGAUGACAUUUGUGACUUCGGCAUUGGAGUUUGAGGACCAUCUUUACCUGGGAAGUCUCAAUUCCAACUUCAUUGGGAAAUUACCAUUGCGCAGCGAAACCAAAACUAGCUAGUUACUUAUCAAUGCAAGUUAAGCUUUUGUAUUCUGUAUUGUGAACUCAAUGUCAUGUUGUGUGGGAAGACAACUGAAUCAGCAUAAUUUGUUUUUCGUUUCUGGCC